Molecule: messenger RNA, 363 nt
Organism: Sphenostylis stenocarpa
Lineage: Eukaryota; Viridiplantae; Streptophyta; Magnoliopsida; Fabales; Fabaceae
Source: the annotation of a GenBank genome assembly
AUGUUUAGAUCCAUGAGUACUCGGAGAGGUCCUGGGAGGUAUGAGAGAUUAGGCAAAGAAUCAGUUACCACUGCACUUUUGAAUGAGGGGUUCAAGAGGAGCACAAGUUUGCCUUCUUGGAGACCCAAUUCUUCAAGAAAAGUGGCUUUAGGUUCCACCUUUGGGGACUUCAAUCUUCAGAGAAACCCCACAAUAAAGGGGAAUAACAGUGAGAAGAAGAGUCACCCACUCCUAAGCUUCUUGGCUCUUCGUAAGAAAAAGAAAACAACGGCAAGGCCCGAAUUUGCAAGGUAUCUUGAAUAUCUCAAGGAAGGAGGCAUGUGGGAUUUGAAGUCCAAUAAACCUGUGAUGCAUUACGUAUGA